AUGCGACUAACAUUUUGCCGGCCAUCUCUCCAAGCAACAAAUCAGUUUGUUUGCUCGAGCUGCCGAAGGACAGCCUACGACGUGCUGAAACAACCUACGUUUCGACCACUUCACGCUUCACCCAUCUUCCAGCAACCUCGUCGCCGUGACUUCUUCUCCUCAAAUUCCGCACUUUCAAGCGCCAAAUCCCAUGCAUCAGACACCACAAAGGAUGCCGCCCCUGAGUCUGUCGAUUCCGCGCUGACACUGAAACGUAAGACCGCUCGCUCUCCUGGAACAAAGACUUCGCUUCGAAGGGUUGGGCUAGAGGCACAAAGAUCAAAAGCAGGAAUACUGGAAAAGGCAGGAAAUCGCAACCAGGAUGAAGUUACCUCGACUAAGCUUGUGACGGCCUAUGCUGUGGCCGAGCAGUAUGAUCUGACCAAGGUUGUCGAGAUCCUUCGCAGUAAAGGCUUUGAGCCCGAUCCGCUGGACACAGGCUUAUCACAACAAGUCAUUCACGUCCAAGUUCCCAUAUCUUCUAUAUAUCGUUCUACCAACCCGUCCGCUCGAGAGCUUCCAGCUACGGACGUGGGAGAUAUAUUCAUUUUCCCUUCGGGGACCGUUGUGACCUGGGCACUUCCCGAGGGAUUUACCUCCUACUUUGCAACUAGGACCCUUCUCCCUGCUGCUCAAAAUCCCCACCAGGAACCUGUUGAGACUGAGGAUUUGGACUACAUUGAAGACCCAACCCGGGAGCAUAGCACUAUUCGCGGGGAUACGAUAAUCCUUGGGACCAAGAGACCUGAGCCCAUUUCUCUGGCUGAUGCAGACCAUCAACGUGAAUCAGAGUAUCAGAGUGUUGAUACUGUCUUGACCAAGAUAGCUUUCUCCUCGGGCUUCGCUAGGAGUACUAAGCUUGCUGUUCUGGAAACCAGUCUCUCGACCUACCUAACCUCCACUGCUGACAUUCCAGCCCUGCUGUCCAAAGGCUCUCGACUUCCGUUCAAGCUCUCACGUCCAUUUAUCUUGCGCAAAACAGGUCAACUGUUGCUACUGCGGGCCCAACUCAAUCUCUAUUCGGAACUCACCGACUCCCUCCCGGACCUGUUCUGGGAUUCGAGACACGAAUUGAACCUCGAGAACUAUUAUGACCAGGUUGGACGAGCGCUCGACGUAGGGAUUCGGAUCAAGGUUCUGAACGAGAAGAUGACAUAUGCUGCGGAAAUCGCAACGGUAUUACGCGAGAGGUUGAGCGAGAAGCACGGGUUGUUCCUGGAGUGGACGAUCAUUGUGCUCAUUGCCAUCGAAGUUGGGUUUGAAAUCCUGAGACUAUGGAAAGAGGGUUUCUGGAGUGGCGUUUGGGAGGUUCGUAACCGACAUGAACUGGUCGCUGUCGGAGGACAACAGCAGGGGAGAGUGUUGGAUGAAAAAUAG
Exophiala aquamarina CBS 119918 is the source of this 1416-nucleotide messenger RNA. RefSeq lists its product as uncharacterized. Lineage: Eukaryota; Fungi; Ascomycota; Eurotiomycetes; Chaetothyriales; Herpotrichiellaceae. The record is from RefSeq and is a predicted model, not a curated record. The transcript has a single exon. Gene Ontology annotation, biological process: positive regulation of mitochondrial translation. Bases 1 to 1416 code for a protein of 471 amino acids.